CAGAUGCCGGAGGAGACGCAGACGCAGGACCAGCCCAUGGAGGAGGAGGAGGUGGAGACGUUCGCCUUCCAGGCGGAGAUCGCGCAGCUCAUGUCCCUGAUCAUCAACACUUUCUACUCCAACAAAGAGAUCUUCCUGCGCGAGCUCAUCUCCAACUCGUCCGACGCGCUGGAUAAGAUCCGCUACGAGAGCCUGACGGACCCCAGCAAGCUGGACUCGGGGAAGGAGCUGCACAUCAACCUCCUCCCCAACAAGCAGGACCGCACGCUCACCAUCGUGGACACGGGCAUCGGCAUGACCAAGGCCGACCUCAUCAACAACCUGGGCACCAUCGCCAAGUCCGGCACCAAGGCCUUCAUGGAGGCGCUGCAGGCGGGCGCCGACAUCUCCAUGAUCGGCCAGUUCGGGGUCGGCUUCUACUCGGCCUACUUGGUGGCCGAGAAGGUGACGGUCAUCACCAAGCACAACGACGACGAGCAGUAUGCCUGGGAGUCGUCGGCCGGCGGCUCCUUCACCGUCCGGACUGACGUGGGUGAACCUAUGGGCCGGGGGACAAAGGUGAUUCUGCAUCUCAAAGAGGACCAGACCGAGUACCUGGAGGAAAGGAGGAUAAAGGAGAUCGUCAAGAAACACUCCCAGUUCAUCGGCUACCCCAUUACGCUCUUCGUGGAGAAGGAACGUGACAAAGAGGUCAGUGAUGAUGAGGCUGAGGAGAAAGAAGACAAAGAGGAGGAGAAGGAGGAGGAGGAAAAGGAGUCGGACGACAAGCCCGAGAUCGAAGAUGUUGGCUCUGAUGAGGAGGAGGAGGAAAAGAAGGAAGGCGACAAGAAGAAGAGGAAGAAGAUCAAGGAGAAGUACAUUGAUCAAGAAGAGCUGAACAAAACGAAGCCGAUUUGGACCAGGAACCCAGAUGACAUCACCAACGAGGAGUACGGCGAGUUCUACAAGAGCCUGACCAACGACUGGGAGGACCACCUGGCAGUCAAGCACUUCUCCGUCGAAGGCCAGUUGGAGUUCAGAGCCCUGCUUUUCGUCCCGAGACGCGCGCCCUUUGACCUUUUUGAAAACCGGAAGAAAAAGAACAACAUUAAGUUGUACGUUCGCAGAGUUUUCAUCAUGGAUAACUGCGAAGAGCUGAUCCCUGAGUAUCUGAAUUUUAUUAGAGGUGUGGUGGAUUCCGAGGAUCUCCCUUUAAAUAUUUCCCGGGAGAUGCUGCAACAAAGCAAAAUUUUGAAAGUUAUUAGGAAGAAUCUGGUUAAAAAAUGCUUGGAACUCUUCACUGAACUCGCAGAAGAUAAGGAAAACUACAAAAAGUUUUAUGAACAAUUCUCUAAAAAUAUUAAGCUUGGAAUCCAUGAAGAUUCUCAGAACAGGAAGAAGCUCUCGGAGCUGCUGAGAUACUACACCUCUGCUUCUGGUGACGAGAUGGUUUCUCUCAAGGAUUACUGCACAAGAAUGAAGGAAAAUCAGAAACACAUCUACUACAUCACAGGUGAGACCAAGGACCAAGUGGCCAACUCCGCGUUUGUGGAGCGGCUCCGGAAGCAUGGCCUGGAGGUGAUCUAUAUGAUCGAGCCCAUCGACGAGUACUGCGUCCAACAGCUCAAGGAGUUUGAGGGCAAAACCCUGGUGUCUGUCACGAAAGAGGGCUUGGAGCUUCCAGAAGACGAAGAGGAGAAAAAGAAGCAGGAGGAGAAGAAGACAAAGUUUGAAAAUCUUUGCAAAAUCAUGAAGGACAUCUUGGAGAAGAAAGUGGAAAAGGUGGUCGUCUCCAACCGACUGGUGACAUCCCCGUGCUGCAUUGUCACGAGCACGUACGGCUGGACGGCGAACAUGGAACGGAUCAUGAAAGCUCAGGCCCUGAGAGACAACUCCACCAUGGGCUACAUGGCGGCCAAAAAGCACCUGGAGAUCAACCCCGACCACUCGAUCAUCGAGACCCUGCGGCAGAAGGCCGAGGCCGACAAGAACGACAAGUCUGUGAAGGACCUGGUGAUCCUGCUCUACGAGACGGCGCUGCUGUCCUCGGGCUUCAGCCUGGAGGACCCCCAGACCCACGCCAACAGGAUCUACAGGAUGAUCAAGCUCGGGCUCGGUAUCGAUGAAGAUGAGCCCGCUGCCGACGAGAGCAGCCCCGCGGUCACCGAGGAGAUGCCCCCGCUCGAGGGGGACGAUGACAGCUCCCGCAUGGAGGAAGUGGACUGAGGCCGCCCGCCGCACUCUGGUCCCCCCCUCCCUCCCACCAUAGAUCUUCAAUGACUUUUCUUUAUUUUUGUUAAAAUUUAAAAAAACUGUACGGCAUGACAUAACUACUUAGGGAGAAGCUAAGAUUUCUUUCUACUUCUAAGUGAUCCCGUGAUGCAUCCGCUGCUAGAGCAGAGCUAGUCCCUUUAGAGUUUUGUGUUGGCUUGUUUUAAGAGAUCGUUGUAAGAUGUA
Molecule: messenger RNA, 2436 nt
Organism: Sorex fumeus (smoky shrew)
Lineage: Eukaryota; Metazoa; Chordata; Mammalia; Eulipotyphla; Soricidae
Gene: HSP90AA1
Product: heat shock protein 90 alpha family class A member 1
Exons: 10
Coding region: 4-2205 (733 amino acids)
Biological process (GO): protein folding; protein stabilization; cellular response to heat
Cellular component (GO): plasma membrane; cytosol; neuronal cell body
Molecular function (GO): ATP-dependent protein folding chaperone; ATP hydrolysis activity; disordered domain specific binding
Source: RefSeq, a predicted model, not a curated record